Molecule: messenger RNA, 435 nt
Organism: Lasiosphaeria miniovina
Lineage: Eukaryota; Fungi; Ascomycota; Sordariomycetes; Sordariales; Lasiosphaeriaceae
Exons: 2
Coding region: 1-435 (144 amino acids)
Cellular component (GO): SUMO-targeted ubiquitin ligase complex
Molecular function (GO): ubiquitin-protein transferase activity
Source: RefSeq, a predicted model, not a curated record
AUGAACCCCCUGGCCGCGAACCUGCCAAACUUCAACUAUCGAGCCAACGGCUAUAAUAUUGUCAACCCGAAGCCAGUUCACGUCCCGCCGCCCCCCGCCCGCGAGGGCUACAGUCGUGCCACGGGAGAGGAUCUGGACUAUGUAUGUCCGAGCUGUGACGAGGAGCUCAAGUACGAUCCAGACGACGAAGAGGAGCCGCCUUUGAAGAGGGCUCGAACUCGAAAGGAUAGAGAAGAGCACCAUUUCUGGGCCCUCAAAGAGUGUGGUCAUGUGUACUGCAAGAAAUGCUUCGAGAACCGCAAGCCGACCGCCAAGAAGACUGUCCAGACGGGCUUCCGCUCGUCGCCGCUGCACCCCAAGAAGAUACUGUGUGCCGUGCCAGACUGCCAGACGGACGUCUCGGCGAAGCCGUCCUGGGUCGGCCUCUUUAUUUGA